UUUUCAGUUUUAGCUGCCUGGGAAGAGUUGUCAUACUGUUUGUAAAAAAUAAAAUAAAAAUACAUUAUUAUUUUAACUUACUAAAUAUUUUACUUUGUCGCCUUUUUAAAAUCUGGACUCGGCUGACAAAAGAAAAUGUCGAAAUCGUUAAAGAAAAUCGUGGAAGAAAGCAGGGAAAAGAACCUGACAGAGGUGGAUAUGUGUGACAGAAGCAUCUCUAAUAUGCUGGAUAUCGCGGGACUUUAUACAUUGUCUAACAUCACCCAGCUGGUACUUAGUCACAACAAACUCACAACUGUUCCACCAAACAUAGCUGAUCUGAAGAACUUGGAAGUACUGAACUUUUUCAAUAACCAGAUUGAAGAGCUCCCAACACAGCUAAGCAGCCUUCAGAAACUCAAACACCUUAACCUGGGCAUGAACAGAUUAAACUCCCUGCCCAGAGGAUUCGGGUCACUGCCAGGUCUAGAGGUUCUCGACUUGACAUACAACAACCUCGACGAGUCCUCCCUCCCUGGAAACUUCUUCUACCUCACCACCCUGCGUGCACUCUAUCUAAGUGACAACGAUUUCGAAAUCCUGCCUCCAGAUAUUGGGAAGCUCACGAAGCUGCAGAUUCUGAGUCUAAGGGACAAUGACCUUAUUUCGAUGCCUAAAGAGAUUGGGGACCUCAGUCAGCUAAAGGAGCUCCAUAUCCAAGGGAACCGGCUUACAGUGUUGCCCCCUGAACUGGGUAACCUGGAUCUGACAGGUCCCAAACAGGUUUUCAAAGCCGAGAACAACCCCUGGGUCACUCCCAUUGCAGACCAGUUCCAGCUGGGAGUGUCUCACGUUUUUGAAUAUGUUCGUUCAGAAACCUACAAGUACCUAUAUGGGAGACACAUGCAGGCCAACCCAGAGCCCCCAAAGAAGAACAGUGACAAGACCAAGAAAAUCAGCCGCAAACCCCUGGCAUCUAAAAACAAAUGAGGACCAAGGUUGUUUGGAACAAAUUAUCAAUAUUUCCACUAACAAACUCUACAAAUGAAUGUCUUGGGAGUUUUCUACAUGUAUCGCACCAUUUUAUAACCACCACAGAAUUAUUAAUCUCACCAGUGGUUUAAGCUUCAUACAUAGUGUCACACUGUUUAUGUUGGUAUGUAUCAGCUCAUUUAUCACUUAUAUUAUAUGUGUUUGUUUGCUUUUAAAACUCACACUUGUUUUGGACGUCAUCUACUCUUUCAUUUCAGAUAGAAGUAUAAUUUGUUCCUCUGUUAUUUUAAAUAAAAUAAUGUGUUUGUAUGACAA
Messenger RNA from Polyodon spathula (Mississippi paddlefish), 1287 nucleotides. Its product is annotated as ras suppressor protein 1-like. Lineage: Eukaryota; Metazoa; Chordata; Actinopteri; Acipenseriformes; Polyodontidae. The transcript is spliced from 9 exons. The record is from RefSeq and is a predicted model, not a curated record. Gene Ontology annotation, molecular function: protein binding. The coding region runs from base 136 to 969 and encodes 277 amino acids.